Molecule: messenger RNA, 1197 nt
Organism: Symsagittifera roscoffensis
Lineage: Eukaryota; Metazoa; Xenacoelomorpha; Acoela; Convolutidae
Product: TBC1 domain family member 20-like
Exons: 10
Coding region: 1-1197 (398 amino acids)
Biological process (GO): endoplasmic reticulum to Golgi vesicle-mediated transport; positive regulation of GTPase activity
Cellular component (GO): endoplasmic reticulum membrane
Molecular function (GO): GTPase activator activity
Source: RefSeq, a predicted model, not a curated record
AUGACUGUUUCGUCCGAGGUCAAUAAAUGCAAUGGAGAUGACCGAGUUACGCAUAAUGAAGAUGGCGAACUCCUUAAUGACUUGACCGUGGAUACGGGCACAGAAUCGACAGAGAAGAGAGCAUUGUUGGACAAGUUAGGGGGCGAGAUUGACUCAAUUGAAGUGAAGGAGGGUGUCACCAGGUGUUGUUGCUCCUGUGGGGGACUGGUUGAAAACAGAUUCAGAGAGAAGUUCUGGCCAUUUCUGAUACUAGGCGACUCAGACAAGGAAGCCUUGACGAAAGACUAUGAAUCCCUGACCAAAGAGGAAAUCGAGAGACAUAAAGACUAUUACCAAGUCUACGUAGAUGUCAGUCGUUCGCUCAAACGCUUUCCUCCAAGUAUUCAGACGGAGGGAUCGGUUGUUGAGAAAUACAUGGACGACCUUAUUGAGGUUAUCUUGAAAAUCCUGGACACAGAUACUGAGCUUCACUAUUACCAGGGUUUUCACGAUGUGCUGGUGACAUUUCUCAUGGUGCUAGGAAAAGAACUGACUUUUGCUGUGGCUUGCAAGCUAGUGCAAUCACAUCUCAGGGUUUUCAUGUCAAAGACGAUGAAGGAGACCAACGAUGUGCUUUAUCUCAUGUAUGCUGUCUUCGAAAAGGAGGACAAAAAGCUGUUCGACUAUUUGAUGAGCGCUGAGCUGGGCACGAUUUUCGCUUUGCCCUGGGUGAUAACGUGGUUUUCGCACAGCCUCAAUGACCUUCCUCUGGUGCUGAGACUCUUCGACCUGUUCAUUGCAUCUGACCAUCUGCUGCCUGUUUACUUGUCUGCUGCAGUUGUGCUGCACAUGAGAGAUUCAGUAUUGGACUGCGAAUGUGAGAUGCCGAUGAUCCACAAGUUGCUCGGAGAUUCAAUCAACGACCCACAAAUGCCCUGGUCGAAACUGAUUGACAGUUCCAUGCACCUCAUGCAGACAUACCCUCCACAGAAGAUCGCCAAGAGAGCCAAACUCAUCCAAGACAUCAGUGCGCCGAAACCUAGAGCGAGACAUCAACAACAGAAAAAUUCGGGUUCGACCUUAGUGUCGAAGUACCAUUCGGUGUUUAACUUCGUCUUCUCAUUCGUGCGAGAAAGACCACUUUUCACAGUGGCAGUGGCAACCUCAUUAGUGCUGGCCUACUUCUUCAACUACUACAGGUUCAAAAGUGGAUCUUAA